GUUGACUCGUUGGAAUAUGAAUAUGUUUUCCUAUUCUACCAUAGAAACUCCGAAAUAUGUCCGUUCCAACUCAUCGGACGAUAGAAAGCUGGACAGCACAACAACCCUCAUUGGUCAACAACCGAAUCAAACAACAACUUCUUCUCGUUCAUCAAAAGGCGAAAACAACAACUCAUUCAACCCCAACUGUUAUCCUUAUGAGGCACUGCAAUGUACAAGUGAAGGAGAAAUGAUAUCGUCAGCAGUGGAAAGUAUGCAUUCCGUGGAUGAAGAGACUCAGCGAGAUAACAAUAGACGUCGAAAACCUUAUGUUAUGAAAAAACCACGAGAAGUAUGGACUACAGAAGAACAUCAACGAUUCGUGGAAGCUGUCCAUUUGUAUCAUAGAGAUUGGAAACAAAUUGAGAAAUAUGUCGCAACAAAGAAUGUAUUACAAAUUCGAUCGCAUGCACAAAAGUAUUUUCACAAAGUUCAAAAAUAUCAAACGGGAGAAUAUGUACCACCUCCGAGACCCAAACGAAAAUAUUCUCAUACUAAACAACAACAACAACAAAGAGAAGAAGAAAAAUGUAUUUAUUCCUCUUCCUUACAAGAUGGAAUAUCUAAGAAUGAAAAUUUUGAUGAUUCAUUGUUGUUGUUAUCAUCUUCGAAUAACGAGGUUGAGAAUAACAGAGUACUUCCACAAGGUCCUGGACCUCCCAACAACUCUUCAGAGAUAAAGUUGGCCAAUCAUUUCAAGUGGAGAAAACAAGACAACUCUUCCAAUGAUAACUCUACUACUAGGUUUCAUUCAUAUGUUCAUCAACCUCUAUAUUCUUCGGUCAAUGGAUAUUCAUCAUGUGCAAUAUUUAACCCUACAAUGGAUACUUCAUUUCAGGUAAUGCCACAAGCUACAACAUAUAACAAACAAAAUAAUGGGAUGGAACAAGAGACUCAUCAUCAUUCUAAUGCAAUCAUUCCUUUGAAUAUGUAUCCCACAGCUGUUUGGAUACCUUCUACAUCUGGUUGGUGUCUUGUACCAGUUUAUCCAUAUCUAAAUAGUAAUCCUCACUAUGAUGGUAUGAAAUGGAAUGGUGGUAUGCCAAGUAUGGCUAGUUUUCCUUAUCAUCCAAGUUCAUCAUCAUUAGUAGAGUCCAAUUGUGAUGGGAAACUCACGACAACAAAUAAGCUUUUUCAAAAGGUUGACCAGGAAAUAUCAAUACAUUCAAAUGAUGAACCUUGUUCAGAUGUGGAAGUGCGUCAAAAUUGUGAUGGUUCGCAGAAUUCUUCAGAUCCUCGUUCCAAUAGCUCUUCUCCUCAUUCAUGUGAAAACAAGUGUUGUGAAGUUAACCCAACGUCACAACCUUCGACACAAAUGUCACAUUUAUUAUCAGUGGCUCUUCAGGAUUGGGUGGAAUGGAAUCAAGAAUAGAAGUUGGAAUAUUUUUUUUCUCUU
This is a messenger RNA of Galdieria sulphuraria, 1435 nucleotides long. Its product is annotated as myb family transcription factor. NCBI's taxonomy places the organism in Eukaryota, Rhodophyta, Bangiophyceae, Galdieriales, Galdieriaceae. The coding region runs from base 17 to 1411 and encodes 464 amino acids. Gene Ontology annotation, molecular function: DNA binding. The record is from RefSeq and is a predicted model, not a curated record. The transcript has a single exon.